AUGGAUAACCUUUUGGAACGGUUCGACAAACAAAGAUCAAAUGCCAAUGCUCGCGAUAGACCAAGAUUAACUAUAAACCAUGAAAAAUCCAAAAUAUUUGAUGUACCUUACUUAGAUAGGGUAUAUGACACUCAAUAUUUCCCAUUGUAUCAAUAUCGCUUAGAGGAAUUUCGCAAACGUGUAACUUUGAAUUGUCAAGAGAAAUGGGAUGAUGGCUUCCAGAUUCAAGGUAAGACCGUGGUUCAAAAGAAGAAAGUAUUAGAUAUUCAGGCAACUGAGCCUAGUUGGUGUGUUGGAACCAUUUACUGCGAAAUGAAAUACAAACCUAAUAUCUUAGAAGAAGUUAUUAAUGAUACCUACGGCGUUACAGGUGUGGUGAAAAGUUAUACCGACAUACAGGGAAGCGAUGAGGUCAUGUUGGAGGAUGAGAGUGGACGUAUUCUUCUAAUAGGUGAUCUAAUAAAGAACACUAUAUUUGUAACUGGAAUUGUUGUUGGUGUCUUAGGUAUGGAAGCAGAAGCUGGGACUUUUCAGGUAUUAGAUAUAUGCUAUCCGAAGUCGAUUCCACAAGCUCCGUUAUCAAAUGUUAAUGGAAAGAAGGUUGCUUUUAUUUCGGGUUUGAAUAUGACACCACAUGAUCCAAAGUUAUCAUUAAGAAUCAAGGUACUGCAAGAUAUGUUGUCUGGUGAUAUUGGGCAUUUCGACAAGAUGGCUGACGUUGCUAGAUUGAUCUUAUGUGGCAACUCUUUGAGCUACAAUAUCGAUCAUAAAGACUUACUGGGUGCUUUGGAUGAGUUUGGUGGUUUCUUAGUAAACGUUUUGAAGAGUUUACCAAUUACAAUGUUACCUGGUGCUUCUGAUCCUACUGAGAUUAGUCUACCUCAACAGCCUCUCAACAAAGCUCUGUUUAAGCCGUCUUUGAAGCCAUAUUUUGCGGAGAUUAAUGAUGACUUAUUUGAACCUGUUACAAACCCCUAUUGGUUUGAUAUUGAAGGAACACAAAUUUUGGCAACUAGCGGCCAAAAUAUUGACGAUAUUUGCAAAUACAUUAUUCCAUAUUACGAAGGUUCAGAUAAAAAUGAUGCUAUUGAACAUCGCUUGAAUUUAAUGGAAGCCACUUUGAAAUGGCAAAAUAUUGCACCAACUGCUCCAGAUACAUUAUGGUCCUUUCCAUUUAAGGAUAGAGAUCCAUUCAUUCUAAAAGAAUGGCCACAUGUAUAUAUUGUCGGCAAUCAGCCUGAAUUCGGACACAGAAAAGUCACUCUGGAGAACAGCAUAACUGUGCAUAUAAUUUCAUUACCUGCAUUCAGUGAAACUGGCCAAUUUCUAGUACUAGAUUUGGGAACGUUAGAGUCGGAGACCAUUACAAUCGAAGUUGAGAAUAUUUAG
Messenger RNA from Eremothecium cymbalariae DBVPG#7215, 1389 nucleotides. It is a transcript of the gene POL31, whose product is annotated as DNA-directed DNA polymerase delta subunit POL31. The coding region runs from base 1 to 1389 and encodes 462 amino acids. Gene Ontology annotation, cellular component: delta DNA polymerase complex. NCBI's taxonomy places the organism in Eukaryota, Fungi, Ascomycota, Saccharomycetes, Saccharomycetales, Saccharomycetaceae. The record is from RefSeq and is a predicted model, not a curated record. The transcript has 2 exons. Gene Ontology annotation, molecular function: DNA binding. Gene Ontology annotation, biological process: DNA strand elongation involved in DNA replication; DNA replication.